UAGUUGUGCUCAUGGUUUUGCUCUUUGAGAUCUUUUGGUAUAGACAUAAACGACAGCACCAGGCCAUCCUGUUUAUUGGUGAAUAUAAGGAAGAGGGAAUUGUCAGCUUGGGAAAUCUCAAGACUUUCACGUUCAGAGAGCUCCAACAGGCAACAGAUAGUUUCAGUUCCAAGAACAUACUUGGGGCUAGAGGUUUUGGCAAUGUUCAUAGGGAAAAAUUUGCUGGUGACGGCUCUAUGGUGGCAGUGAAAAGACUGAAGGAUGUCACUGGAAGUUCUGGUGAAUCACUGUUUCGAACAGAAUUGGAGAUGAUCAGUUUGGCAGUUCAUCGCAAUUUACUUCGCUUAAUUGAAUAUUGUGCUACUCCUAAUGAAAAGCUUCUGGUUUAUCCUUAUAUGUCUAAUGGCAGUGUGGGCAUCCAGGCUUAGAGGUAGGUUUAUCUCACUA
Arachis ipaensis is the source of this 447-nucleotide messenger RNA. The record is from RefSeq and is a predicted model, not a curated record. NCBI's taxonomy places the organism in Eukaryota, Viridiplantae, Streptophyta, Magnoliopsida, Fabales, Fabaceae.